AUGAGUCGGACUAGACGUCAAUGGCUAGGCUAUUUCCUGGCACUGAUCGCAGUGCUUCUGAUUUAUCAACACAGCCGACCUUCGUCAAAUGGUCAAAAUACCGAGUCGGAAACGCCAACCCCAAUUGCCAAUGACGAUACCGACACCUCAGAUUCACUCAAUCCCAAACCACCCAAUCCCGACCUUUUGACCCCACCAAGUGAUCAAUUGCAGCCUGGGAAUGAUCAAAGCCUCGAAUUCAUUUGGCGCUCCUUGCCCUUACGAUUCCCCGCUACAUCCAAUCUUUUUCCACCGAUCGAGUCGACACAAGGCAUCCCAAGGAUCCAAGGAUCCGAGUUCUCACCAGUUACAACUUGGUUCCAGAAAAGUAGACAGGCUGCUGUCAAGGACGCAUUUACAAGAUGUUGGGAUUCAUACAAGUCGUUAGCGUGGGAGGCGGACGAGCUUGUGCCCAUGAGCGGUCUGCCUCGCAAUGAUAUUGGAGGCUGGGGCUUGACGAUAGUGGAUAACCUGGACACAUUAUGGAUCAUGGGAAUGGGAGCGGAGUUUAAGGAAGCUGUUGCGACCGUUGUCAAAAUAAGCUUCGAAAAUAUACAGGCCCCAGAAAUCAACACCCACGAAAUCAACAUUCGAAUUCUCGGAGGUCUCCUGGGGGCAUUUGACCUAAGUAGCGAUCGCAGAUUACUGAAAAAAGCAAUCGAGGUUGGCGACAUGCUUUAUGCAGCAUUUGACACGCCUAAUCGAAUGCCGAUCAUCCACUGGGAUCCGCACAGAGCCAUACGACAAGAAGAGCAGAUCGCCGAAGAAAUGGCGUCUGCUUCGGAGCUCGGUGCAUUUAUACUGGAAUUCACUAGAUUAUCGCAAUUAACCGGUGAUCCGAAAUACUUUGACGCGGCGCAAAUGGUCAUGGAAAAAUUCAACCGACUGCAAGAUGUGACUAGGCUGCCAGGAAUGUGGCCCUUGAUUGUGAAUGCUCGAAGUGAGAAUUUUGAUGGGGACUUCUUUACAAUGGGAUUCGAGGAUUCAUUGUACCAAAUAUUGCCAAAAGCGUAUAUGCUACUUGGAGGUCAUAUGUCGGUAUAUCGCAAGAUGUACGAAAAGUCCACGCGGACCAUUGCUGGGCAUAAUCUCUUUCGUCCGAUGAACUCGCAGGGCAGAGAUAUUCUUCUUCCAGGAUCUAUCCAUGUGCAAAUGACUCAGAAUGGAAAAUCACGUACACAACUGGAAAGCAAGGUCCAUCACCGUGCGUGUUUCUCAGGAGGCAUGUUUGCACUGGGCGGUGCGCUCUUCAACAUACAGACUCAUAGAAAGAUCGCAAAUAAGCUGGUCGAUGGCUGUACCUGGGUUUCGCAAAAAAUGCCCCUUGAGAUCAUGCCCGAGGUAGUUGAAAUGGUACCGUGCUCUUCACAAACCGAGUGUCCAUGGAAUGAGCCCAUCUGGAAGCAACAAGUUUGGAAGAAAGUGAAUACUGGCCCAGAGCCGGAUCCUGAUAUGGAUACCGACAGAUACAUUAGUCAACAUCGCCUGCCCAAGGGGUUCGUUGAUAUCCCUGACAAAGGAUAUAAUCUGCGAUCGGAAGUUAUCGAAAGCAUUUUCACUCUAUAUAGAGUGAGCGGCCGAGAGGAUUUACUCGAUACCGCUUGGGACAUAUUCGAAUCGAUUCAAAAUGCCACCGAAAUCAUCAAUGGAAAUGCUGUUAUUGCCGAUGUGACGGUUCUUGACGAACAACCGGUUCAUAUUGACAGGAUGGACAGUUCUUGGAUGUCUCAAACUCUGAAGUACUUCUACCUUCUAUUUAGUGACCCGGGCUACAUAGAUCUGGAUGAGUACGUUUUCAACUCCGCAGGACAUCCUCUCAAGCGACCAAAAGAGGAAUCGACGCUUUGA
Molecule: messenger RNA, 1887 nt
Organism: Penicillium angulare
Lineage: Eukaryota; Fungi; Ascomycota; Eurotiomycetes; Eurotiales; Aspergillaceae
Product: glycoside hydrolase family 47 protein
Exons: 1
Coding region: 1-1887 (628 amino acids)
Biological process (GO): N-glycan processing; carbohydrate metabolic process
Cellular component (GO): Golgi membrane; endoplasmic reticulum
Molecular function (GO): mannosyl-oligosaccharide 1,2-alpha-mannosidase activity; calcium ion binding
Source: RefSeq, a predicted model, not a curated record